AUGAUGAAAGACCCACAACCCCCACAGCCUCCACCGACUCCACUCGAGCUCGAUACCAAAUCCUUCGUUGAUCUCUCAGAACUCUCGCCUACAACCUUUUCCCCUACAAGCGAGUGUACAAGCGCGGAUGGACUACUCACUGCUUCGUUAUUACCCACGCUGUCUAAUACUUUUAUAUUUCCCAACCCAGGCGAUGACAAGUCGAUGCAUGGGGCGUCGACUGAAUCUAUUUCUUCACGUGGUACGAGACCAGAGUCAAGAUAUGGAGGGAGUAGAAGUGAUGGAAGACAUUAUCCGGGGUACGAAUGGGGUGGAAGGAGUUUAAAGAGGUCACUGGAACAGGAGAUAUAUGUGCCGCCAUCAUUGUCUGAGAAAGAAGGAAGGGAAAAAUUGGAAUAUUCUUGUCAAAGGUGCUGUGGCCGGGGUAUACAGAAUCCCAUGGCCACCAGUUCUCCCGCGAUAGAUUCAGCGAUGGAAGAAUCCCCAAUUUCGGAAUCUAGAAUUUUGAACUUUUUCCUCGCGACAUCACGGAUCCCACAUAUCCAGCCGACGGCUACAGAUUUGUUUUUGGGAAGCAUGUACACCGCCUCGGCUCUCCGGCUACUCUUCCAAGGCAUUUCCAUGACAGUCCUUCGAUCUUCUACAAUAGUAUUGUCAACUGAAAUUACUAUUCUGCUCUCAAUCAUCUGCCUCACAAGUCUAACGGCAUGGUUCGCAUCCGCAGGACGAGCUAUGAAGAGCGGAUGGGCGGCAUGGGGGUGCACCGUUACCUUCCGCUUUUUAACAACAGUGGCUGGGGGUUAUGCGCUCCUACAAUUGAUCCCAGUACUCACAACCGCCCUUGACCCUCACAGCGCGCCCCAAAAGGUUGAAAAUAUCACAAUCACCGUACCGAGUAUUCUCGAGCGGCAACAUAUUCUAGAUAUACUUGUGAAACUGCAAGGGCAUGUUAGCGAAUAUAUUUCGACGGUCGAACGGGAUAUGAUUUCUUAUGUCAACUCAAAUAUCGAUAGCGGAAAUAUGGAUGAGAAGGUUAUGGAAAGAUUGGAGAAGCUUUAUGCUGGUCUUGUCGCUCUAGGAGAACUAGAUGGGGCAGUCUUAGGGGAAGUUUUAAAGGGAUUGUGGGGUGGUGUUUAG
Messenger RNA from Orbilia oligospora ATCC 24927, 1137 nucleotides. RefSeq lists its product as uncharacterized. NCBI's taxonomy places the organism in Eukaryota, Fungi, Ascomycota, Orbiliomycetes, Orbiliales, Orbiliaceae. Bases 1 to 1137 code for a protein of 378 amino acids. The transcript has a single exon. The record is from RefSeq and is a predicted model, not a curated record.